Messenger RNA from Cuscuta epithymum, 1619 nucleotides. The record is from the annotation of a GenBank genome assembly. Lineage: Eukaryota; Viridiplantae; Streptophyta; Magnoliopsida; Solanales; Convolvulaceae.
ACAAACAUUGUAUUCUGAGUGACGGUGAAGUAUGAAGUCCUGCUGCAUCUUUCGGAUAACCAUACCAUGCAAGAGGUGUAUUCUGAGUGACGAGUGAUGCCUAUCUUGAAUUUGGUUAUCCAUUUUUAUUUCAAUUGGCGGUUGUGAUUUUGUUGAAUUAAAACAUUGAAAAAGUUUUGCGGUAUAUUCUAGGGUUCGUCCGGCGGUGAUUUAUUCAUUCAGUCCGGCGUGUCUUUCCGGCGGUGAUCUAUUCAUUCAGUCCGGCGUUUGAGACAGAGCAAGGCUAUCAUCAGCGGCGAUUGGCAAGGGACAUGGCUUUAUCUGAUAGACUAGUUUAUCUUUCAAAAUGAGUAUUGUAAGUUGGAAUUGUCGUGGUUUGGGGAAUUUGGCGACCGUACAGGUACUAUCUGAUUUGGUUCGGGAGAAGAAGCCGUCUGUAAUUUUUCCUAUGGAAACUAAAGCACAAUUUGGGCGACGCAAGAUGUUGCGAGAGAAGCUAGGCUUUGAACAUAGCUUUGUGGUUGAAAGCGUUGGUCUUAGCGGAGGGUUAUGCCUUCUGUGGCGUGAUUAUGUGACAUUGCACGUGUAUGCGAACUCAUUGCAUUAUAUUGAUUGUUUACUGUGUAUAGAGGAAGGGGAGCUAGAAUGGCGUUUUACCGGCUUCUAUGGCUGCCCGGAAAGGAAUAGAAGGCGUGAAUCGUGGAGUAUGCUACGUAGUCUAUCCCACCAGUUUGACAACCCUUGGCUUGUGGCAGGAGACUUCAAUGAUACCAUGUUCGACAGCGAGAGAAGAGGCCAGCUGCCACAGCCUAACUGGCUUAUGCAAGGCUUUCGUGACGCAAUUCGGGGAAGUGGACUACGUAAUCUGCAGUUUGAAGGGUACCAAUGGACCUAGGAACGAGUACGGGGAACAGACUAGUGGCUCGAAGAAAAACUUGAUCGCUUAUUGGAUCGCCUUCCCACACCAAUUUUGAAAAAUUUAACUCCUUUCGAAAAACUUUUUAAUAAAGCUCCUGAUUUUAAUUUUCUUCGUGAUUUUGGUUGUGCUUAUUCUGAUGCGGAUUGGGCCGGUUGUCCCGAUAGCAGUCAUUCCACAAUAGGUUAUGCUAUUUUUCUUGGGUGCAAAUCUUAUUUCUUGGAGGUCCAAGAAACAACUUACAGUCUCCAAGUCCUCUACCCAAGCGGAAUAUAAGGCUCUUGCUUACACUGUUCAGAAUACUCUCUUCAUUCGCUCCUUACUUACAGAUAUGGGCAUCACCAUUUCUAGUCCUGUUCAGCUUCAUUGUGAUAAUGCCUCUGCUUCGUAUUUGGCUGUCAACCCUAUUCAACAUGAUCGUAGUAAGCAUUUCAAGAUUGAUUAUCACUUCAUCCGCGAACGUGUUGCUCAUGGAGAUUUGGUCGUUAAAUAUGUUCCUACUCAGAUGCAGUUAGCUGAAAUUUUUACUAAAAAUUUAUCUAGUCAACGUUUUGAAUUUUACGCUCCAAUCUGCGCGUUGUUUCCCCUGCACAGAUUGAGGGGUGUAAUAGUAGAUUGCAUGUGACAUAUUUGUAAUUUCAUUACUUUCUGUAUUAUUAUAAAUAUACAUCGGAACACCCUAAUAGGGUGAGCUAUUAUUCCG